CGCCUUCCCUCGCGCUCCCCAAAACCUUCGGUCCUCCUGCUCUUUUUUUCUCCCUUCCCUCAUCCGCAUCCCUCUCUUCUCCAUCACACAAAUUCCCAUCUUCAACCUCCCCCAACGCAACAACAGUCUUCUUUUUCGGUUUACUCCAGAAAAAGGAACUCUACCUCCUGCGUUUUCUCCCCACGAUCUUUCUUUCUGCCUUUUGACACUUCGCUUCAGCGAAGAUAAUCAACGACAAUCAAGCACUCGCGCACUCUCAGCACCUAGAAAUAUGUCCUACGGCGGCGGCUACGGCGGCGGCGGAUACGGUGGCGGCGGUCGCGGUGGCGGCGGUGGCUACGGCGGUGGUCGCGAUCGCAGCGACAGAGGUGGUCGCGAUGGCGGCUACGGCGGCGGUGGUUACAACGGUGACAGCAACGGCUACGGUGGUGGCGGUGGCUACGGCGGUGGUUUCGGCGGCGGUGGUGGUGACCGCAUGAGCAACCUCGGCGCCGGCCUUCGCACUCAAGAAUGGGAUCCCAGCACGAUGCCCAAGUUCGAGAAGUCUUUCUACAAGGAGCACGAGGAGGUCGCGAACCGCAGCCCUGCUGAGGUGGAAUCCUUCCGUCGCAAGCACCAGAUGGCCGUCUCUGGCAACGAUGUCCCCAAGCCCGUUGAGACCUUCGACGAGGCUGGAUUCCCCAGAUAUGUCAUGGACGAGGUCAAGGCGCAGGGUUUCCCUGCCCCUACCGCCAUUCAGUCCCAGGGCUGGCCCAUGGCCCUGUCCGGUCGUGACGUCGUCGGUAUUGCCGAGACGGGCUCCGGAAAGACCCUGACCUACUGCCUGCCUGCCAUUGUUCACAUCAACGCCCAGCCCCUGCUGGCUCCCGGCGACGGCCCUAUUGUCCUGAUCCUCGCACCCACCCGUGAGCUCGCGGUCCAGAUUCAGCAGGAGAUUUCCAAGUUUGGCAAGUCUUCCCGCAUCCGCAACACCUGCGUCUACGGUGGUGUCCCCAAGGGUCCCCAGAUCCGUGACCUCUCUCGCGGUGUCGAGGUCUGCAUCGCAACCCCCGGACGUCUCAUCGACAUGCUCGAGGCUGGCAAGACCAACCUGCGUAGAGUCACUUACUUGGUUCUCGACGAGGCUGAUCGUAUGCUGGACAUGGGUUUCGAGCCCCAAAUUCGCAAGAUCAUUGGCCAGAUUCGCCCUGAUCGUCAGACCCUCAUGUGGUCUGCCACUUGGCCUAAGGAGGUCCGCGCCCUUGCGUCCGACUUCCUUACCGACUUCAUCCAGGUCAACAUCGGCUCCAUGGAGCUGGCUGCCAACCAUCGUAUUACCCAAAUCGUCGAGGUUGUCAACGAAAGUGAGAAGCGUGAUCGCAUGAUCAAGCACCUUGAGAAGAUGAUGGACAACAAGGAGAACAAAGUUCUCAUCUUUGUCGGCACCAAGCGUGUCGCUGACGAGAUCACCCGGUUCCUUCGCCAGGACGGAUGGCCCGCGCUUUCCAUCCACGGUGACAAGCAGCAAAACGAGCGUGAUUGGGUCUUGGACCAGUUCAAGACGGGCAAGAGCCCUAUCAUGGUCGCUACCGACGUCGCGUCGCGUGGUAUUGAUGUUCGUAACAUUACUCACGUGCUGAACUACGACUACCCCAACAACUCGGAGGAUUAUAUUCAUCGUAUCGGCCGUACUGGUCGUGCUGGUGCAAUGGGUACUGCCGUUACCUUCUUCACCACGGACAACUCCAAGCAGGCUCGGGAUCUUGUCAAUGUCCUCAGGGAAGCUAAGCAGGAGAUUGAUCCUCGUCUCGCUGAGAUGACCCGCUACGGCGGCGGUGGCGGCGGUGGCCGCUAUGGUGGCUGGGGCCGUGGCCGUGGUGGUGGCCGUGGCGGCGGUGGUGGCCGUGGUGCCCGACGCUGGUAAGAAACCUGCCAUUUGGACCACUCCAAACGGCGAGGUUGUUCAUCAUCCAUGAGGCGGCAAUUUGCGCAAUUCAUCAUGCAAAAUCGGCGUUCACGUAGACAGAAGGGUUUAGAUUCGACGCGCCCGGGAUCCACCGAUACGGUAUAUUCUUCCAGUCUGGUAUUUUUCCACGACUCUCUUUUUUUUUUCUUUUUUCUUUUUCCCUUGUGUUUUUCCUAUCUACCCAUAUCGGAUUUGGGACUGUGCGCAAUAUUUUCUCAGGCAUGGCCAAACGUGGAACAGGCUCAACAAAAGUUUAGGGGGAAACGAGGACGACACGAUGAAUGGUGUCGGGGACAGCAUUAGAGAGACCGUUGGGUCCAGUUACUUACUCGACAGGCGAUGACGGCAUUUGAUAGAUGACUGUGUAUACCAGGCACUGCCCUGUCGAGGGUGGCGGUAGUAAUAGGCCAAUUACCUUACGAUGUUAUUGCA
Messenger RNA from Colletotrichum navitas, 2377 nucleotides. Its product is annotated as P-loop containing nucleoside triphosphate hydrolase protein. Lineage: Eukaryota; Fungi; Ascomycota; Sordariomycetes; Glomerellales; Glomerellaceae. Gene Ontology annotation, cellular component: ribonucleoprotein complex; nucleus; cytoplasm. Bases 272 to 1903 code for a protein of 543 amino acids. The transcript is spliced from 7 exons. Gene Ontology annotation, biological process: rRNA processing. The record is from RefSeq and is a predicted model, not a curated record. Gene Ontology annotation, molecular function: RNA binding; RNA helicase activity; ATP binding.